Messenger RNA from Theobroma umbraticum, 3310 nucleotides. RefSeq names its product bZIP transcription factor (DUF630 and DUF632). The record is from RefSeq and is a predicted model, not a curated record. Lineage: Eukaryota; Viridiplantae; Streptophyta; Magnoliopsida; Malvales; Malvaceae.
CAACCGGCCAGUGUAUGCUUCUUGCAACACCUCCGUCAGAUUCGCACCCCUUUCUCUCUGAUGACUGAUUAGAUGACACAUCUCUCUCUCUCUCUGUCAUAAAAGCUUCACAGUUUAGAGAGAGAAACUAUACUUUGUCUCUCUUGUUCCACUUGUUUCUAUGAUCCUCUCUUCUUCUAUAUGAAUACUACUCUGCUCUGAAAUCCAAGCUUUUCUUUUCCAUACUAUCUAUGUGAUUGAUAUUUAUCAAGUUUCCCAUCAGUCCUUCAUAGUCUUAUUUUUGGCUUUUGUUCCUAUUAAAUUUUGCUGCUUUGUUCUUCAAGGUGAAUCUAAUCUUCUCACUGUGUCCUGGGUUUCCAAUUUGAUUCUCUUUUGCGGCAAUUUUGAGUCACACAGACUGGGUUUUCUUCUCUUCAAGGAGAAUCCUUAUGUCCUGUUUGCUUGUUGAGGAGUAUCUGUCAUUUAGAAGGUGGAAAUAUGGGGGCCGCAGGCUCUAAAAUAGAAGAGGAUAAGGCCCUGCAGUUAUGUCGUGAAAGGAAGAAGUAUGUUCGUCAGGCACUUGAUGGGAGAUGCUCACUGGCUGCUGCUCAUGUUGCAUAUAUUGAGACACUAAAAAGUUCAGGAACUGCUCUUAGGAAGUUUGUUGAGUUUGAAGCUCCAGUUGAGUCUUCCCUUUACACUUCAACUAAUGCUACGCCAGAGCCCCUUGCUUUAACUGAGAAGUCUCUUUCCCAGUUCUCAUACUCUUCUCCAUCUUUCUCACAGCGUGUAGAUGCUGCUGAAACCUUUUCUCCAACACCUUCUCCUUCCACUUCCAGUCAUUUUCAGGCAAACCAUAUGAAAUUUGGAGUUAUGUCUUCAAAAAUAGUUGAAGAGAAACCCCCUCUACCUGAUAUCAGAUCGGUAACCUCAUCUAGUACUCCACAAAAUAUCACACCUCGUUCCUCUGAAAAACCAGAAUCAUCACCAUUUGAAGCUUCUUCUUUGCCGCCAGGAACUCCACAGUGGGAUUUCUUUGGUCUUUGGCAUCCUAUUGACAAUCAAUUGUCAUUCCAAGAUGGGAAGGAAUUGAACCAAGGGUCAGGAACUGUUGAUGAUUUAAGACGGCUUCGGGAGGAGGAGGGAAUUCCUGAGCUGGAAGAUGAAGAGGGGGCUUCUUGUCGUGAAAAAGAAGAAACUCAGGGUUCAGAAGAUGAAUUUGAUGAUGAGCCUCCUGCAGAUACUCUAGUUCGAAGUUUUGAAAAUCUGAAUAGGGUAAAUGACCAUAAACUAUCCAAUGCUUCAUUGGCUAUCCCUUCUAUGGGUGGUGUAGCAUCAGAAACUGACUUCCUCAAGGGGGAAAAGAGCAACUCUCCUGAUUUGUCACCUUUAGGAGGUACACCCUCCACUGUUUCUGUCCCAACUGAAAUAAAGAGAACACUUGUCAAAGAAGAUGGUUCUGAAAACAAGGUUGCUUCUAAAGACUUCCUUUCUGUCAUGAAAGAUAUUGAGUUCCUCUUUAUAAAAGCUUCUGACUCUGGGAAAGAAGUUCCAAGGAUGCUUGAAGCAAAUAAGUUGCAUUUCCGUCCUAUUUUUCCAGGAAAACAAGGUGGAUUGAGGACAUCCACGUUUUUCAAGGCCUGUUUCUCGUGCGGAGAAGAUCCAAGCCAAGUUAAAGAAGAGCCUCCUCAAACUGCUGUAAAGUACUUGACUUGGCAUAGGACAACAUCAUCUCGAUCAUCUUCAUCUGGGAAUCCUCAGGGAUUAAAUUUAAAGGAUGACGCUGAGGACCUUAACAACAAUUUUUUCUAUAAUACCUGCAUGAUUUCAGGCAGUCAUGCCUCGACCUUGGAUAGACUAUAUGCAUGGGAGAGGAAGCUUUAUGAUGAAGUAAAGGCCAGUGAGAUAGUCCGAAAUGAGUAUGACUUGAAGUGUAAAAUCUUAAGACAGCUGGAGUCCAAGGGAGAGAGUUCAAACAAAAUUGACAAGACUCGAGCUGUUGUCAAGGAUUUGCACUCAAGAAUUAGAGUUGCAAUCCACAGGAUUCACUCGAUAUCGAAAAGGAUUGAGGAUUUACGGGACAAUGAGCUGCAGCCUCAACUUGAGGAGUUGAUUGAAGGGUUGAGUCGAAUGUGGGAAGUAAUGUUUGAAUGUCACAGGCGUCAGUUUCAAAUUAUCUCUGUAGCAUACAAGACUGGCAACAUGAAAAUCUCUGUGCUGUCUGAAUCACAUCGGCAGAUCACCGCUCAUCUUGAAGUUGAACUAAGCAUGCUGUCUUCAAGUUUUACAAAGUGGAUUGGUGCCCAGAAAGCUUAUCUGAAAGCCAUAAACAGUUGGCUUGGGAAAUGUGUUUCUAUUCAACAAAAACCUUUCAAGAAAUCUAAGAGGUUAAACUUUGAAAUCCAAUUUUUGAGAAAAUUUGGCCCUCCAAUAUAUGUAACAUGUGGUGCUUGGUUUGACAAGCUUGAUGCGUUGGAGCCUACUAUAAAGGAUGUCUCAGAGUCCAUUAAACGUUUGGCAGCUGAUACAUCUGGGUUUUUACCACACCAUGAAAACAAUGAGGGGAAGGAUGCUAAUCAUCCGUAUUCAGCAUCUGGGAAGGAUGACAACAGUGAUUCUGCAAUUAAUAUGUCAAGAAAUGAUGCUUUGAAAGAGAGGAUGUCAGUAUCCCGGAAGGAUGACGACAUCAAUGAAUCUGAAUAUAACAUGUUAAGAAAUAAUGCUUUGAAGGAUUCUUUUGGGACAAGCUUAGUUUUCUUUCUUGGUCAAUUGAAGGCUUUCGCGGAAGCAUCUGUGAGGAUGUAUUCAGAACUUGACGAGGAAAUUCAAGAAGCUAAGCAUAGUUAUGAUUUGUCCGUCCAAGGAGCAGAGAACGGCAGUGAAGAAAAUAAUGAUCAGAGCAACAAUCAAAGCAACAACCAUUCCAAGGAUCAAUCGAAGUCACAGGCGUAAACUUACUACUUGGAAAAGAGUUGGGCUGCAGAAGACGGACACAAGGUUUCCAAGCAUUCAUGGCAACCGUGUUUAAGAAAAAGGAAGCAUCUCACAUAGCAUGCAGCAUUUUUAUAUUGAAUAUAGGAAUAAAAGGGUAUUUGGUAGAAACCCUUCCUGUUACAUUCAGUAACUCAAUAAAGACGCUCUGCUUUUGUAAAAUGGAUGUCAUAAGGGGUGAUUUGUAGGCCAAAGCUGUAACAUAGAGGUAUGAAACAAAACUUGUAUAGUCUUUUUUGUUACUUUUUUCCCCCCAAUACUGAGCAUAGGAAACCAAGAUAAACUUUUCAUCCCUAACAUUCUCAUUCUGGUUAUUUCAAUGGAUGAAAUUGUUAUUUAA